This is a messenger RNA of Labrus mixtus (cuckoo wrasse), 2418 nucleotides long. It is a transcript of the gene ubqln4, whose product is annotated as ubiquilin 4. The coding region runs from base 16 to 1314 and encodes 432 amino acids. The record is from RefSeq and is a predicted model, not a curated record. Gene Ontology annotation, molecular function: polyubiquitin modification-dependent protein binding. Lineage: Eukaryota; Metazoa; Chordata; Actinopteri; Labriformes; Labridae. Gene Ontology annotation, cellular component: cytosol. Gene Ontology annotation, biological process: ubiquitin-dependent protein catabolic process. The transcript has 7 exons.
AAAUAUGAACACCAGAUGGCGUCAAUCCCCCGGUUCAGCCUAAACCCUGCCGGAAAUACCACAGAAGAAGAAGAAGAAGAAGAUCCACUGGCAACUAUGGCGGAGAGAAGCAGCACGGACAGCAGCGGCGAUGCUAUUAAAGAUGAAAAUGUGGCCUCUGAAGGAUCUAUGAUCGUGGUAACCGUCAAAACCCCAAAUGGGAAAGAGGACAUCACAAUUUCAGGGGAUUCUUCUGUCGCCCAGUUCAGACAGGAGGUCUCCAAAAAGUUCCAGGCCAAGCAGGACCAGCUGGUGUUGAUAUUUGCUGGCAAGAUUCUGAAGGAUGCUGAUGCUUUAAGCCAGCAUAAUAUCAAAGAUGGGAUGACUGUUCAUCUUGUUAUAAAGACCAACGCAAAACCAACAGCUGACAGUACAUCUCAGGCAAGUUCUAGUUCUGCAGCAGCUCCAAAUAGCAGUAGCAGCACCAGCACCACCGCUGCUGCAGACAGACCAGGAGGUGGCAUGAGUCAGAAUCCAACCCAACCUGCUAAUGCAAUGAGUGGACUUGGUGGACUUGGUGGACUUGGUGGACUUGGUGGACUUGGUGGUGGACUUGGUAGUGGACUUGGUGGUGGACUUGGUGGUGGACUUGGGGACCUGUCCAGCAUGUUGGGUCUGGGCUCUGGUUCCACCAACUUCAUGGAGAUGCAGCAGCAGGUGCAGAGUCAGCUGAUGUCAAACCCACAGAUGCUGUCGCAGGUCAUGGGGAGCCCGAUGGUCCAGAACAUGAUGUCCAACCCAGACCUGAUGAGACAGAUGUUGGCAGGCAAUCCUCAAAUGCAGCAAUUAAUGGACCAGAACCCAGAUGUUUCCCAGAUGUUUGGAAACCCUGAGCUAAUGAGACAGUUACAGAAUCCCACAACGAUGUCCAUGCUGACCAAUCCUCGAGCCAUGCAGGCCCUCGUGCAAAUCCAACAGGGCCUGCAGACCCUACAAACAGAAGCCCCCGGAUUCAUGUCCAGAUUGUCUCUUGGAGGCCUCCCAGUUCCCCCAUCCACAGGGGGUAGCAUACCUCCAGUAAACCCACAGCCUCCUGGCAUGCCAUCAGGAGCAGGUCUCCCCUCAGCCAGCAGUCCCUCCCAGCAGCAGCUAAUGCAGCAGAUGUUACAGAUGUUUGCCGGCGGUGGGCCAUCACUUCAGACCCCAGAGGUUCGUUUCCAGCAGCAGCUCGAUCAGCUCAGCGCCAUGGGCUUCAUCAACCGCGAAGCCAACCUGCAGGCUCUCAUCGCCACGGGAGGGGACGUCAACGCCGCCAUCGAGAGACUGCUGGCCUAACUCGCUUGCUUCCUCCUGGGGUUAAAGGUGAAAGACCAGCAGAGUCAGGGACGGUUAUGGGUGAUUUUAAAAAAAGUUAUUUCCAACAGACUCGGUCCUACGCUGAAUGCUGUGAGCUGCUUCUGCAAAAUGAUGCCAAGACCGUCGCUGCUCGGACCGCUGAGUUACUCCUGCAACUGUAGCUGGAGAUGAUUUCUGUAAAGACAAGUGCUUAUUCAAAAGAUUUAACAUUAUAUUUAAUUUAACAAAUUCUAUUUAGGUGGUAAGAGUUUCGAAUCAAAGUUCUGUUGCAGUAGGUUGGAUGAUGCUCUUGUUAGAUUCGAUCUGUUUCUGUCUUUUGAUGGUUUUUUUUUUGCCUGGUUUACUGGUAUUUAUAGAAGUUAAACAUUUUCAUUAUCAUAACUGAAUCACGCGAGGAUGGUCAAACUGCUGCCUCAAUAUUUGGAGAAGAGGAAGUGAAAGUUUUCAAGUUGUAGAACAAAGGAUGUAUUGUGGGUGUGAUUAAGGGUUUGACAGCGUUAUGUUGUUUUUUUUUCCACAUUUGAAGGAAACUGACUUUUCCACUGCACUAAAACAUGCCCCUCGUUAGAUUAAAGGUUGUGAUUGGUCUUGACUUGAACCAGGCCGGUUUAAAUGUGUCUGAAGAAGAGGAAGAACUAUGAAUUCUGUGACGGUGAAGGUGCAACCUGCCAUACUCUUACCUAGUUGUCGUUGCCUUCAAGACUUUGGUUCAAGUUGAUUUCUGGUCGAGUAACAUUCCAAAAGUAAAAUGAAAUGGGACAUACUCCUGAUAUUUUUGUUUGUUUUUUUGUUCUUAUUAAAUUGAUUCUGUCUUAAGUGUCUGAACAGGUCCCAGAUAAAUAACGGUGAUGCUUAAAAUAAAUUCUGAUGAGCCAUUCAAACCCUGUUGAUUAAAGAUGAAGUAAAACUCAUAACAAUUACAGUUGUGUAUUUUUAUACCAGCAGUGCAGAGCCCUAAAUAUAACGUUGGGAUCUGCAAUUCCAUACACCGCUUAAUGAUCUGUGAAAUCUUUUAUUGUAUGACUUUGUCUGGACAGAAAAGUAGGCUUUUUUUUUCCAAUCCAAUAAACCAUUUACAACUUG